Messenger RNA from Nyctereutes procyonoides (raccoon dog), 1171 nucleotides. RefSeq names its product SH3 domain binding kinase family member 2 (gene SBK2). Gene Ontology annotation, biological process: peptidyl-threonine phosphorylation; peptidyl-serine phosphorylation. The transcript is spliced from 4 exons. Gene Ontology annotation, molecular function: ATP binding; protein serine/threonine kinase activity. Bases 53 to 1171 code for a protein of 372 amino acids. The record is from RefSeq and is a predicted model, not a curated record. NCBI's taxonomy places the organism in Eukaryota, Metazoa, Chordata, Mammalia, Carnivora, Canidae.
UGGGCACUGACCACGGCAGGCAGCGAAGGGUCAGGCAAGCUUUGGAGGAGAGAUGCCCGGCAGACAGUCAGAUGAGGAACUGGUGGAGGCAGGGGCUGCUGAACACGUGGCUGAGGAGAACCUAGGGGGCCUCACGGCAGAGGAGCUGCGGCAGGGCCAGGAGGCAGCCCUGGAGCUAGAGGACAUGAUGGCGCUAAGUGCCCAGACCCUGGUCCAAGCCGAGGUGGAUGAGCUCUACCAGCAAGUUCGUCCCCUGGGCCAGGGCCGCUUUGGCCGGGUCCUGCUGGUCACCCAUCGUCAGAAAGGCACUACUCUGGCACUGAAGCAACUCCCAAAGGCCUCCACUUCUCUCCGUGGCUUCCUGUACGAGUUCUGCGUGGGCCUCUCAUUGGGCGCGCAUUCAGCUAUAGUAGCGGCCUACGGCAUUGGCAUCGAGUCAGCUGACUUCUACAGCUUCUUGACGGAGCCUGUCCUGUAUGGGGACCUCAUCACCUUCAUCCAGCCCAAGGUGGGCCUCCCGCAGCAGGCAGUCCAGCGCUGUGCAGCCCAGCUGGCCUCGGCCCUGGAGCACAUUCACUCCCGCGGCCUGGUGUACCGGGAUAUCAAGCCGGAGAACGUGCUGGUGUGUGACCCAGCCUGCCGGCAGGUCAAGCUCACCGACUUCGGCCACACAAGGCCCCGGGGGACUCUGCUGCGCCUGGCAGGGCCACCCAUCCCCUACACGGCCCCUGAGCUCUGCUGCCCCCCGCCCUUCCCCGAAGGCCUGCCCAUCCAACCCGCCCUGGACGCUUGGGCACUGGGGGUCCUGCUCUUCUGCCUCCUCACUGGCUACUUCCCCUGGGACCAGCCCCUGGCUGAGGCUGACCCCUUCUACGAGGACUUCCUCAUGUGGCAGGCGUCCCGCCAACCUGAGGACCGUCCUCAGCCCUGGUUCGGCCUGACGCCUGUGGCAGACAGUCUCCUGUGGGGGCUGCUGGACCCUCACCCCCGGAAGAGGUGCCCCGUGAGCUCCAUUCGGGGCUACCUAGGGCGUCCCUGGAGGCAGCGGGAGGAGGAAGCUGAAGAGGGGGAGGAGGGGGGCGAGGAGGAGGUUGGAGAGUUGGGGGGACAGCCCGAGCCUACCUUGGCUGUGGAAACUCAGGAAGGGAACUGGGUGGGCCCUACCUCCUGA